ACGGUCACACUUUCACCUCGUCAGCUGAAGAAUAAACAUUUAAAAGUUCAUAAAAACAAAAGCUUUAAGAGAAUGCAAAAAUUCUGACCCCUGUGUCACCGAAAGGAUACACUCCCAGUUCCUAUUUCUAGUUUCCAAAUUCCCGUACUGCAAAGUCAUGGUUCGCGUCCUGUUCCUUCACCCGGAUUUGGGUAUCGGAGGAGCUGAGCGCCUGGUGGUGGACGCCGCCUUGGCGCUGAAAGAACGUGGUCACCAGGUCAGCUUCCUGACCAAUCACCACGACAGUACGCACUGCUUCAAGGAGACGGCGGAUGGCAGCUUUCCGGUUCAGAUUGUGGGCGACUGGCUGCCACGCCGGCUCUUCGGAAGAUUCUAUGCCAUCUGCGCCUAUUUGCGCAUGUUGUAUGCGGCGAUCUAUGCCAGCUUCUUCAUGCCGCAGCGGGAGCAGGUGGAUGUGGUGGUCUGCGACCUGAUCUCCGUCUGCAUUCCGGUUCUCCGGCUGGCCCGUCAUCGUCCACGCGUCCUCUUCUACUGCCACUUUCCGGAUCAGCUGCUCAGCUCACGGGAAGGUCUGCUGAAGCGCCUGUACCGACUGCCCAUCAAUUGGCUGGAGGAGCACACCAUUGGACUGGCCGACAAGGUGCUGGUGAACUCCAAGUUUACGCUGCGCGUCUUUCAGGACACUUUCCGGAGGCUCAAGACGAUCCCUGAUGUCCUGUAUCCCUCGCUGCACACCCAGUACUUUGAUCAGAUGCAGAAGAAACUGGAUCAGCGUUCUGCUUUGCUGGAUGAGCCCAUCCAUGGCAGGGUUCCACGCAAUGCCUUCAUCUAUCUGGACAUCAAUCGGUAUGAGCGAAAGAAGAACCACGCCCUGGCUUUGCAUUCCCUGCGCCUCCUGGGCGACAUGCUGCCCUCCAUGGAGUUUAAACGUUGUUGUUUGAUAAUCGCCGGAGGAUAUGACACCCGCUGCAUUGAGAAUGUCGAGCAUUUUGCGGAGCUGGAGCAGCUUACCGAGGAGCUGAAGCUGCAGGAUCAUGUAGUUCUACUAAGAUCGCCCACAGAUGAGGAGAAAUGUCGCCUGCUCUUUGGCGCCCACUGUCUACUGUACACGCCCGAAAACGAGCACUUUGGCAUUGUGCCGCUGGAGGGCAUGUACUGCUCCAAGCCAGUGGUGGCCUUGAACAGCGGUGGACCCACGGAAACGGUGGUCAACAACUCAACCGGUUUCCUGUGCGAGAAACAGAAGAAGAGCUUCGGUGGAGCGAUGUACCAGCUUUUCCGGGACGAACCACUGCGCCUGAAGAUGGGCGAUCAGGGCCACAAGCGGGUGCAGCAGAAGUUCUCCUUCCAAGCCUUUGCCGAUCGUCUGAAUGGCAUUGUCCAGGAGCUGGUUCCCAUUCCAAAGCAGUCUAGUGCUAAGAAAACUGAAUAAAAUUCCAGUUUAAAACGGCAAACCUAA
Drosophila elegans is the source of this 1459-nucleotide messenger RNA. It is a transcript of the gene Alg2, whose product is annotated as alpha-1,3/1,6-mannosyltransferase ALG2. The coding region runs from base 158 to 1432 and encodes 424 amino acids. Gene Ontology annotation, molecular function: alpha-1,3-mannosyltransferase activity; GDP-Man:Man(1)GlcNAc(2)-PP-Dol alpha-1,3-mannosyltransferase activity. The record is from RefSeq and is a predicted model, not a curated record. The transcript has a single exon. Lineage: Eukaryota; Metazoa; Arthropoda; Insecta; Diptera; Drosophilidae.